Messenger RNA from Ziziphus jujuba (common jujube), 2508 nucleotides. RefSeq lists its product as uncharacterized. Lineage: Eukaryota; Viridiplantae; Streptophyta; Magnoliopsida; Rosales; Rhamnaceae. The record is from RefSeq and is a predicted model, not a curated record. Gene Ontology annotation, molecular function: RNA binding. The transcript is spliced from 8 exons. The coding region runs from base 989 to 1900 and encodes 303 amino acids.
AUUUUGUAUGCACAGAGACUGAGAAGCUACAACCAAUAUUGUUUCUUAUAUUGAUUAACAAUUAGUGGUUUUAGAGAGGUUUGGUGAAGAAAUUACAGCCUUUUUUAGAAUUUUUUUAUUUUUAUUUUAUUGGUUGAGCUAAGUGGUAAUAAGUGGGUUAGAAUUAAUUUCCUUAAUUAGUGAUCAUGAAGCCGGAGAGUGAGAAGAAAAAAGAGUAAAUUAAAAAAUAAUAAUAAUAAAAAAGAAAAAUACAGCUCAGCAUUGAAUCCUCAUCAGCAUCAGCGUGAAUAGAAGUUCCAGUCACCCUGAGAAAAACACCCGCGAAGAUCCUCUCUUGUAUUUGUCAGAUAUUCCGGCAAAAAGAAAAAAAAAGAAAAAGAAACACUAUAUACCCCCUCAUACCCUUCCCAUAUACACCCACCACCGUCGUCCUCGGAUCCGAACCCAUCGUCGUCGUCUCUGUAUCUUUUACCUUUCUUUUUUUUUUUUUUUUUUUUUUUUUUUUUUGAGCUUUUGAAAUUCAUGAUCUCGCCCAACCCAAACCCAAACCCAAACCCAAACCCCACCACCUAAUCUCACGCGCUGCUUUCUGGAAUUCUCUUUUUAAGAUUAUAGGGUCUACUACUAGGGUUCUUCUUUAUUAGUAUUAUUAUUAUUAUUUAUUUUUUUUCUGGGUUUUUGGGUUAUUGGGGUUUUCUACUGGGUUUUGUCUCCAUAGCAACAGGACGACAGCCACGUUGGCUCCAUCAUAGCAAAAGCAUAACCUACUUUACCGCUGCUUCUGUCGGAUUCAUUUUCAUUUAUCAUUUUUAUUUUGGGUAUAUAAUUAGGUAGACGAUGGAACUGAGCGUGUAUUGGGUCGACGUCAAUGUCACGUGAGCUCCAUCCCUUCCAAUCGUCUCCUCUGUGAUCUCUUUCUCUCUCUCUCUUUCUGCUGGGGAAAAAUUCAAAAUAUUGUUCAUAUAUGUAUAUAUAUGUAUGAACGUGUAUGGCUUAUGAACACCGCCCCCAGCAGUAUCAUCACCACCAACAGCAACAACCACCACCACCACUACCACCUGGAGAGGCAGGCGGCGGUGGGGGAGGAGGUGGAAGCGGUGCUCUUCAGUUCUUGAAUUCCCCUUUCGGGGAUACCACCUUCACCAAGGUUUUCGUGGGUGGGCUGGCGUGGGAAACCCGCAGUGACACCCUCCGGCGAUAUUUCGAGCAGUUCGGUGAUAUCCUUGAGGCCGUUGUCAUCGCCGAUAAGAAUACGGGGCGAUCCAAGGGUUAUGGUUUUGUGACAUUCCGUGAUCCUGAAUCUGCGAGGAGGGCUUGUAUGGACCCCAGUCCUGUUAUUGAUGGUAGGAGGGCUAAUUGUAAUCUGGCUUCACUUGGACGGCCUCGCGUUCCUCUUUCCUACGGACAUAUGAGAGCAGCCUCCCCAUUCUUUGGCCGUAUGCAGGCUCCCAGAGGUGCUUACGUCGGAAGUUCUGGUUACCAGCAACCAGUUCCGUAUAGUUACCAGCCUGGAUUCAUGUAUCCAUCAUAUGGGUACUCAUCAUAUGGACCUGAAAUUGUCUACCCCCAGGGUGUCUACAACCCCUAUGGGGGUCAGCAGUACCUUCAGAUAUAUGGAGUACCUGGAGCAGUCAAUACUGGUGUUUAUUCAUAUGGGCAGUUAAGUCAUUCACUUUCUGGUAGUCAUGGGUACACAACAAUUCAAGGCUAUGGGCUUCCAGGUCAAUAUAUGCUACAAUUUAGUGGUCCCAAUGUCAAUGGAGCAACAACAACUGCCAUUCCUGCUAUUCAGUCACCAUAUCCUACAGGUAUGGCUGCACCAGCUCCAGGACAAGCCCAAAUCAUAGUUCCUUCUAAUUCUCCUCAAUUCACCAGCGGUUCUGAUCAAACAGUAGGUUAAAUGGUAAAGCGAAACAUCCAGAUCUUCAGGUAAUCCUUAGAUUGCAGCAGGACUAAGAGCAGCAGCACUGCCUACUUAAGUGGCGGGCUUCAAUUCUAGCCUUGCAAAUUAUCAUCUUUGCAUUCUAGAGGUCAUCCAUAAUGGUCAUCAGAGAUACCGCAAAAGUCAGUUGUAAGAUGUCGCGUCAUUCUGAACCCGGAGUAUGGAGCAUGGAAGAGCCCAGGUUGCUUUCUUCUACCAGUGUCUGUAAAAUACACUCUUGUCUUCCUGCCAAGGCGUGGAGCCACGGGCAGAGAAUGUGUUGAUGGUUGUUGGUUUUCCGGAAUAUGGUUUCUGGCAAAGCCAUGUGAGACUGUAAAUGUGUAAAAAAAAGAAAAAAAGAAGAAGAAAAAAUUAGUGUUCCUUUAUCUUUAAGAAUCAAAUCCAAACAUGAUUCUUUAUUUGUGGGAACCCAGGGGGUUGGGUUCUCAGUCAAUUCGUAGCAUGCUUUUGGGGUUUUCUCAAAUUGUGUGUAAUUUUCGCAUUCGAUCUGUGCAUAGUAGCCCAGUCAUUGUUGAUCCUUGAAUUUGACUAUUUAUUGCAUAAAAUUCCUUAGUACUUUAGAAACC